GGUGGGCGGGUCAGGAAGUGGGGGCGCGGCGGCCCGGGAGUGGGCCUUCAGGAGAGCCGCGGGGUUCGGCUACGCGGAGGCUGGAGACGCCGGGCGGCGCGGGAGCUCCGAGGGGAGCCCCCCCGGCCUCCGCGGGGACCAUGGCGGAGGAAGAAGGACCUGCUAUAGAACUGCGCCAAAGAAAAAAGCCAAAGUGUUCAGAAAAUAAAGAAUCUGCCAAAGAAGAGAAAAUCAAUGACACUCCAGUUCCUGAAAGAGCUCCAAAACAUAUAUUAUUUCAGCGCUUUGCAAAGAUAUUCAUUGGCUGUCUUGCAGCAGUUACUAGUGGUAUGAUGUAUGCUCUCUAUUUAUCAGCAUAUCAUGAACGGAAAUUCUGGUUUUCCAACAGGCAGGAGCUUGAACGGGAAAUCACAUUUCAGGGUGAUAGUGCCAUUUAUUACUCUUAUUAUAAAGAUAUGUUAAAGGCACCUUCAUUUGAAAGAGGUGUGUACGAACUGAUGCACAAUAACAAAACCGUAUCCCUGAAGACUAUAAAUGCAGUUCAGCAAAUGUCUCUAUAUCCAGAACUUAUGGCCAGCGUUUUAUAUCAGGCAACUGGUAGCAAUGAGAUUAUUGAGCCAGUAUAUUUCUAUAUUGGCAUUGUUUUUGGAUUGCAAGGAAUAUAUGUUAUUGCUUUAUUUGUUACAAGUUGGCUUAUGAGUGGAACUUGGCUAGCAGGAAUGCUAACAGUUGCAUGGUUCAUUAUUAACAGGGUAGAUACAACAAGAAUUGAACACUCCAUUCCUUUAAGAGAAAACUGGGCACUACCAUAUUUUGCAUGCCAAGUUGCUGCACUUACAGGCUAUUUAAAAAGCAACUUAAAUUCUUAUGGAGAGAGGUUUUGCUACUUGUUGAUGAGUGCUUCAACUUACACCUUUAUGAUGGUGUGGGAGUACAGCCACUAUCUCUUGUUUCUUCAAGCAAUAUCUCUCUUCUUGCUAGAUAGUUUUUCACUGGAGCAGAGUGACAAGGUUCAUGAAGUUUAUAAAAUCUAUAUAUUUUCUCUCUUUCUGGGAUAUUUACUGCAGUUUGAGAAUUCAGCUUUAUUGGUGUCUCCUUUAUUAAGUUUAGUAGUAGCCUUAAUGCUUGCUAAGUGCCUUCAGCUGAAUGUGAAGAAAGGAACUUUUGUGGCUAAAAUAAUGAGAGUGAUUAAUUUUUACUUGGUGUGCGCUCUGACAGUGACACUGACUGUUACAAUGAAGAUGUUUGUCCCACACAAAGAAAAUGGACAUAUGCUGAAGUUCCUUGAAGUAAAAUUUGGACUAAAUAUGACUAAGAAUUUUACAAUGAAUUGGCUCCUGUGUCAAGAAUCCCUUCAGGCACCAUCUCAAGAUUUUUUUUUGCGAUUGACACAGUCUUCUUUACUACCUUUCUAUAUUUUGGUGUUAAUUAUUUGUUUUCUUUCUAUGAUUCAAGUUAUUUUUAGGAGAAUUAAUGAUAAGUCCCUGAAAGAAACUGUUGCACUUGAAGAUGGACGAAUUGGAGAAAGGCCAGAAAUAAUUUAUCAUGUGAUUCACACUAUUUUACUGGGUUCUCUUGCAAUGAUUAUAGAAGGCUUGAAAUACCUGUGGACUCCUUAUGUGUGCAUGUUAGCAGCAUUUGGUGUAUGUUCUCCUGAACUUUGGAUGACACUUUUCAAGUGGCUUCGAUUACGAACUGUACACCCAGUGUUGUUGGCUCUUAUUUUGAGCAUGGCUGUGCCCACUAUAAUAGGUCUCAGCUUAUGGAAAGAGUUUUUUCCAAGAUUAAUGACAGAACUAAUGGAACUACAAGAAUUUUAUGACCCAGAUACGGUGGAACUUAUGACCUGGAUAAAAAGGCAAGCUCCAGUUGCAGCUGUGUUUGCAGGAAGUCCACAAUUAAUGGGUGUGAUUAAAUUAUGCACCGGAUGGAUGGUGACAAGCUUGCCUCUUUACAAUGAUGAUGAUCUUCUCAAGAGAAAUGAAAAUAUCUAUCAAAUCUAUUCAAAGCGAUCUGCUGAGGAUAUUUAUAAAAUACUGACAUCGUACAAGGCUAGUUACCUAAUAAUAGAAGAUGCUAUCUGCAAUGAAGUGGGAACCACGAGAGGCUGUCGGGUUAAAGAUUUAUUAGACAUUGCAAAUGGCCAUGUGGUUUGUGAAGAAGGUGACAAGUUGACCUACUCAAAACAUGGACGAUUUUGUCAUGAGGUCAAAAUUAACUAUUCUCCCUAUGUGAAUUAUUUCACUAGAGUAUACUGGAACAGAUCCUACUUUGUAUAUAAAAUCAACACUGUGAUAUCCUUUCAGUCUUGAAAAAUAGCAGAGCCUUCAUUUCAAAGACUUAUAUAUCACCUGAAGUAAAAUGCAAUUUUCUUAUACGUACGUGGUAUCUUUUGGAAAUCAGAGUGUGGACGUUGAAAUGUUGCUGCUGAUUUUCCCUCCUGCUAUUAACUGGAUCUAGAGUUCUGUGGGGGAAAGAAGAUCAAACAUUACUGUGCUUCAGUAAAAUGUAAAAUCUGCCACACUGCAGUAUUCCAGCCAGGUGUUUUCGUUAUUGCUAUGAUUUUACCUUCCAAACUGUUGUAAAAUUUUUCUCAUAAAUCUUCUUUCCAUCAUAACAUUAGUCUUGAAUUUGAAUAUGUUCAAGGUCAGAGUAUGUCUCAAACAUAACAUUUAACAAAUACUUAAUGUGAUAUAAUUAUAGAAUAGAAGGAAAGAAUUAUCCUUACCCUCAAGGCAGUCUCUGAAGGUUUUUCAUGAUGUAUAAUAGAGCUGAAAUAAAAAACUAAUUUAAAUGUUCACUGAGAAUUUGUGGCGUUUAAAUUAAAAUGGAAAUUAUAUAAAGGAAAAUGAUUUUUAAGGAUAUACGUUGAUAUAUCCAGAUUUUCCAUGAUAUAGCUCUCAUCAUCUGCUGCUUAUAUGUGAGCACUUUCUUAAUAACAUAUAGUGCUUGAUACUGCAUUUCACUACAUUGUGACUAUUAAGUGGUUAGUUUUUUCACUUACACCCAUAAAUUUGAUACCAAUUUAAUCAUGAUAAAACAGUUAACUCUUGUUACCUAUGUAUUUUUUAAAACAGAUAUUUAAAAGAAUGUUGCUUUAAGUUAAAAAAUAAAAGAACGUUCAAGGUUUUUAAAAAUACGGAUAUGGAGUAUAUAAUGUAUUCAUGUGUUUUCUAUUGAAGUAUGAAGUAAAAACUUAAAUCUUUAUCAGAAUGAGAAUAUAUCCACUAAAGUGAGCAGCAAUUUCUGGAGAUAUGUGUAGAUGCUGUUCAACAUGCCUCUGCAUAGACAAGCAUUUGUGGUAAAACACAAGUACUGUUCCUUGUGAAAUGGUGGUACGGUUUUCAUUAAGAACAAAAUGACAAUUACCAUAAAAUUCACAGCACAGUUCCACAGUCUGUGUUCCUUUUUACCUUUUUAAUUAUAUUUAAAAGAAAUUCUAUAAUGAUUAAUGUGGCCUUAUAAAGAGUUUCAGGAUGGGUGUAUCACUUUAAUAAGAUGGGAUGCAUGUUUAGUUUUACCUUACACACCUGUUAAGUGAAAAGAUUUAAAAUUUUUUCAAUGGUUAGAGUGCUGCAAAAAUUGCAAUUUCAUCACUCUAAGUUACUAUAUUAGAAAGGAGCAUCUUUCCAUUAUCUUUAUGUUCUGUAAUAUAUCUUUUAAAAGUACAAGAGCUCAUGCAUUCUUAGACUAACUCAGAUGUUUUGUUCUUUUGGAGCUUAAGAAUUGUUUGAUGGCAGUAUUGUAUGUCUGGUGCAUUAGUUUUAUUGGUUCUCAUGUCAUGCUUUUAUGUAAUGUUUAGCAAUUAAUAUUAAGAUAGCUACAGGCAGGCUAUUUCAGCUUCUCUGUACAUCUUAAUAGUGAGUCACUAGUAUUUAGCUUCAAGCCUUAUAAAAAUAUUACCAUAGUUACCUAAGUACGAAGUGUACAGAAAGAAGUACAUGGUAGUACUUAUGAUUAGAUGCAGCAUGUAAAACAAUGUAAUUGAAAAGAUGGCUUGCAUAUUUUGAAAGGGAAAUAGAACAACCUACUUUCUAUGUAGCAUGAAAUAUUUAAUUGAAUUUUUACUGAUUUAUUUUAUGAUCAAAUAUGCUGAAUUUUGAUUGUUGUGUGUUUUUUGUUUUUGACAUAUUAGUAAGUUGCUUUUGCUUCUAUCAACUUAUUUCUUAAAUAAAACAGGUUUGGAGCAGCUUUUAAUUGAUUUUUUUAAAUAAUGAAUUUUUCAUUUAGCAUCAGUUGAAAAGAAAAAUGUGAGCUUUAUUAUAGAAAUAAUACUACUAGGUAUGGAAGAUAAGCUUAUUUACUUCUAUUUUAGCUCUAGUUAAAACAAUAGUGCUAGAAAACUUGAGCAUUUAAUUUCCUUACUUAUUUGUAGAGUAAAAUGAUUAAGAAUUCUGCAAGUAAUUCUAUUUGGGUUAGGUUUGACAGUAGAGAUCUACUGUGAAAGGGGCAAAGUUUGUGGGCUUGGGGUGGAAGGAAUUUCUCAAAGAAAUACAAUACAUACUUUGCCCUUGAUGUUGCAACACCAUGGAAAUAAGUGCCUUAACCUCCUUAUUUCAAAGUUUACUUUUUAUUAUUAAAAAAUUAUCCAUUUCUUUCAUUUUCAUAAGAAAAAUUUGAUAACUUUUCCCUCAUCAUUAAGCACAGAGAAAGAAUCCUCAGUAUACUAUUUUCACUAUUAACUUUAAUUCAUUAGUAACCAAAUCUUUGUUAAAGGUAGUGAUGGGAUUUCUAGCCUGCUAAAUUAAUUUAUUUAGCUUCCCAAAUGCCAAACAAUCCAACAGAUAAAAUUUACUUGAUAAGAUGUAUGAUAUUGACUGUGCUGGUUUAUAUGUUUUCUGACUUUGGCAUCUGUGUUAGACUGGUAGAGUUUUACAACCUAGGGAGUAUGCAUUGCACUUAUAAAUUUUUUUCUUCAUUACUUUCUGAGUAUAUAGACAGCAUGGUUUUUGGGGACAUUAACUCAUAUUGCUAAAAGCCUAAUAUGACACUCUUCCAUACAAUCUAGAUUGACUAAAGGAAAAGUAGAGAUGGAGGUCAAAGUCUGUUACAAGUUGGGGCUGAAAAAUAUGCUUUAAAAGAUAGGGUAUUAAUUUAUUGAACAGCGAACAGCCAUCUUAUUAAACUUUGUUGUUUGAGGGAAAUCAAUUGCUUUUUGCCUUUUUCUAUUUUUGAGCUGUUAAAACAUUUUGAUGCCUUUUGGGGGUAAAAGUAGUAUCUCUCUCUCUCUCUUUUUUUUUUUUAGUAUCUCUCUUUAUAAAAUUAUUGGGUUUUUAAAAGUUGUAGGUAAAUCAGUUUUAUUUGUAAAUAUACUUUAUGUGCAUGAAUAUUUAAAGGGUAUUUAAAUGAACUGUUCUGUGCAUUUAAGAACCUAUUGUAAAACAAACUCGCUACUGCAUCUCAAUCUAUUUUCUCAUUUGUCCAUUUUUUAUUUUUUUGUCCAGUUUUUAAAAUAUACUUUAUUAUUACUGUUUGCUGAUAGUUUUAGAUCCCAAUAUAUAUUAAAAUUACAGCCUGAAAAGUUGCAGUUAAAACUGAACAAUUUCUUAUUGAAAUAAUAGCUCAUUGUUUAGUUUUUGAAUGUAUAAAAUUAGCAAUUUAAAUAAAAUUAGAUGUGAAAAUUGCAAAGGAAUAUAUUUGAUUCAACUAUUUUCCAUCCAUUAAGAUUUCUAAACAAUAUAUUUGUUUUCCAUAAUUUUAAAAAAAGGACAUUUUAGAACCAGAUUUGCUGAAUUUAGCAUAAAGGACUUUCUGAGUCAUUUCUGUUUUGUAAGUCUCUUAGAAUUAGCACAUUCUAAUUUUGGCAAAUAUAAUCUUAUGUGCAGUUUUAUAAGAGAUACAUUGGACAUUUGACUACAAUAGUGGAAUAAUAGCAUCAAAAAGAAACAUGCAUUCCAUACUUCUAAUGUAUGAUAUCUAAUAAAUAACCCCCUUCAUAUUUUAAAUUAAUAGCUUUUGUACAGCUAUUUAACAAAGAUGAAUACAACUGAAUUUUCUUUUUUUUUAAUUUAUUUACUUUUAGUUGAAGGAUAAUUGCUUUAGAAUACUGUGUUGGUUUCUGCUGUACAGUAUCAUGAAUCAACCAUAGGUACACAUACAUCUCCUUCUUAAACUGCCCUCCAACUUCCGCCCAUCCCACCCCUCUGGGUUGUCACAGAGCAUUGGGGUGAACUCCCUGCAUCAUACAGCAAAUUUCCACUGGCUGUCUGUUUUGAUGGCUCAGCUGGUGAAGAAUCUGCUUAAAAUGCAGGAGACCUAGGUUGGGAAAAUCCCCUGGAGAAGGGAACGGGCUACCCACUCCAGUAUUCUGGCCUGGAGAAUUCCACGGACUGUAUAGUCCAUGGUGUGGCCAAAAGUCAGACGUUACUGAGCAACUUUCACUCUCACUUUUGGUCUGUUUCACAUGUGGUGAUGUAUGUGUUUCAGUGCUUCUGUCAGUUUGUGCCACCCUCCUUCCCGUGCUGUGUCCACACAUCUGUUCUCUAUGUCUGACCUCUACUGCUGGACUACAAGCAGGUUCAUCAGUACCAUCUUUCUAGAUUCCCUGUAUGUACAUUCAUGUACUAUAUUUGUUUUUCUCUUUCUGACUUAUAUUCACUCUGUAUAGCAGGCUCUAUGUUCAUCCACCUCUCUAGAACAAACUCAAAUUUGUUCCUUUUUAUGGCUGAGUAAUUACCCAUUAUAUAUAUAUGUAUCACAACUUCUUUUUUUUUUUACAACUUCUUUCUCUGUUCAUCUCUCAAUGAACUUCUAGGUUGCUUCCAUGUCCCAGCUAAUGUAUAUAGUGCUGCAGUGAACCUUGGGGUACAUGUGUCCUUGAGAAUUGUGGUUUUCUCAGGGUAGAUGCCCAGGACUGGGAUUUCUGAGUCAUUUCUGGUCAUUCCUAGUUUUUUAAGAAAUCUCCACACUGUUCUGUAUAGCCACUGUUCUCCAUAAUGGCUGUAUCAAUUUACAUUCCUGCCGCAGUGCAAGAGUUCCCUUUUCUCCACAUCCUCCUCAGCAUUUAUUGUUUGUUGAUUUUUUGAUGAUAGUCAUUCUGACCAGUCUGAGGUGAUAGCUCAUUGUCAUUUUGAUUUGCAUUUCUCUAGUAAUCAGCAUUGUUCAGCAUUUUUUCAUGUGUUUGUUAGCCAUCUAAUACAAUUGAUUUUAUGUAUGUUGACUUUUGAAUGGUGUCUACAACAAUGUAUAUUUAGAUUGUGUUCUUCUGUAACUAACGAUACAUCUUCACAAAAGAAUAAAAGUUAAUUUCAGUAAACAGAAAUCCUUUAAAAAAGUUGGGUUAUAAACUAGUUUAUAAUAUUAAAUGUACUUUUAUCAAGAAUGAAAUUAUUUAUUUCAUGCUUAAUUAUACUCCUUGUUUUGUUUCUAUAAUAAAAUUCUUAGAAUGUUAAGUUGUCUUUUAUUUAUACAUGAAUCUUUUUUGGUUACAGCUUUAUUGAGACAUAAUUUAUAUACCAUACAGUUCACCAUUUAAAGUGUACCAUUGAACAGUUUUUAGUAUAAUCACCGAGUUGUGCAACUGUCAUCACGAUCAAUUUUAGAAUAUUUUCAUCACCCCAAAAAGAAACCUCACACCUUCUGUCUGCCACCCCCAACCACUUCAUCCUCAGGUAACUUCUCCUAAUUUACUUUCUGUCUCUGGACAAAAUGUUCUACUUUUAACAUUUCACAUAAAUGGAAUCACAUAAUAUAUGAUCUUUUGUGACUGACUUCUUUCCUUUAACAUAGUGUUUUCUAAGUUAAUUCAUGUUGUUGCAUGUAUCCCUUUUCCUUGCUAAGUAAUACUCCAUUGUAUGGGCGUACAUUUAUCCAUUCUGUGCACCCAUCCGUUGAUGACAUUUGGGUUGUUUCCACUUUUUUGGCUGUUAUGAAUUAUGCUCUAUGAAUGUUCAUAUACAAGUUUUUAGGUGGACAUACAUUUUCACUUUUUUGGAUAUAUGUCUAGAAUUUUUUAGUCAUAUGAUAACUGUGGUCACUGAGGAACUGCCAGAUUUAUCAAAGUGGCUGUAUUUUACAAUUCUGAUAAUGUAUAAGGUUUCCGAUUUCUCUGCAUCCUCGCCAUCACUUGCUAUUAUCUUUCUUCUUGAUUUAUAGGCAUUCUAGUAAGAUCUGAAGUGGGGCACAUUAUUCUGUUUUUAAUCUGCAUUUUCAUCAUAUCUAAUGAUUUUGAACAUCUUUUCUUGUGUUUACUGGCCGUUUGAAUAUCUUCUUUGGAAUAAUGUUUAUUUAGAAAUUGCCCGUUUUUAAAUUGGGUUGUCUUUUUAUUAUUGAAUUGUAAAGGUGUUUAUAAUUCUAGAUUAUGAAUCCCUUAACAGAUACGUAAUUUGGAAAUACAGUUGUCCCUUGAUAUCCAUGAGGAUUUUGUGCCAGGACCUCACCCUCUCCCCUCAUUGCCCGUGUAUAUCUGAAUCUGUGGACAGAUCCAGGAGACCCAUAGAAGGUCUCUUUAUCCUCAGGUUCUGCAUUUAUGGAUUCAGCCAGCUGCAGAACAUAAACAUAGUACUAUGUUUACUGAAAAUAAAAUCUGCAUAUAAAUGGACCUGCAUAGUUCAAACUCAUGUUUUCAAGGGUCAACUGUAUAGUUGUUGCUUGAUAUCCACUGGGGAAUUGGUUCCAGGAACCAUGCAGAUACCCCAAUCCACAGAUGUUCAAGUAAGUCCCUUGUAUAAAAUAGCAUCAAACAGUCAGCCUUGUGUAUCUGUGGACCCAGCAUCUGCAUACCAAUUAAUCAUGGCUUGGUUGAAUCCAGGGAUGAGGAGCCUGCAGAUAUGGAGGGCCAAUUGUAUUUCCUUCCAAUCAGUGGGUUCAUUUCACUACACUGAUAGUGCACAAAUGCUUUUCAUUUUGAUUGCAUUAUUUUCACACUUGAUGUUAUUGAUAAUAGCAUUUUUACUUUGAUGUGUUUGAAGUAGAUCUCCUUACAUGUAUCUUAUUUGGAAUUUGUUGAGCUUCUUGGUUAUAUACAUUAAGAGUUUUGUUUUAAAUCAAAGUUGUUAAGAUGAAGCUAAAAAAAAUUGAAACUCUUUGAGGUGGUGGAGAUGUUAACUAACCUUACUGUGGUAAUCAUUUUUGCAAUGUGUACUUAUAUAAAAUCACUACAUUAUGCACUUUAAACUCACACAGUGUUGUCAAUUACAUCUCAAUAAAGCUGGGAGGAAAAAAAAAUCAAAGUUGGAACUUAUACUCCCAUUAUACAUA
This is a messenger RNA of Cervus elaphus (red deer), 9198 nucleotides long. RefSeq names its product dpy-19 like 4 (gene DPY19L4). Gene Ontology annotation, cellular component: nuclear inner membrane. Gene Ontology annotation, molecular function: mannosyltransferase activity. Lineage: Eukaryota; Metazoa; Chordata; Mammalia; Artiodactyla; Cervidae. The transcript has 19 exons. Bases 141 to 2312 code for a protein of 723 amino acids. The record is from RefSeq and is a predicted model, not a curated record.